Chironomus riparius is the source of this 315-nucleotide messenger RNA. The record is from the annotation of a GenBank genome assembly. Lineage: Eukaryota; Metazoa; Arthropoda; Insecta; Diptera; Chironomidae.
UUUGUGCGAAAAGGUUUAAGAUUUCUUUUGGAAGUGAUUAAUAUAAAGAAUAAUUCAGUCAUGAAAUUCACACGUGUGCUCUUAAGUGUUGUUAUUUUGCUGGUACUUUUAGAGUGUUUUGUGAUAGCAAUUCCAACACCUUCUCCGCAUUUUCCAUUUACUGUCAAUCAAAAAAGGACGGCAUCACGUAAAAAAUCAGAAAAACUAAAACCAAAACGAACAAGAAUCGUAAUUGAUACUGAAGAUGUAUUAAGGACGGACAUAAAAAAUAUUAGGUUUUAUAACUUCAAAGUGCCAAGUUAUGUGCAGGGUUAA